AUGGCGCCUAGAUCAUCUCCGGCCAUUGGCGGCGGCGGCGGCGGCCGUGUCGCCGUCGACCUCUACCCGUUCCUGCGCGUGUACGAGGGCGGCCACAUUGAGCGGCUCGUGCGCAGCACCGCCGCCGUGGCGGCGUCCCACGACGACGGCACGGCGACGUCGGCGGCGGUGCGGCCGGCUACUAGGGACGGCGUCGCGACGAGGGACGUGGUCGUCGACGAGGAUACCGGCGCGUCGGCGCGUCUGUUCCUUCCCGGCGGCGGCGGCGAAGGGAGGAGGCUUCCGUUGGUUCUAUACUUCCACGGCGGCGCCUUCGUCACGGGGAGCGCGUUCGGGCGGCUGUUCCACCGGUACGCGGCGUCGCUGGCGGCGCGCGCCGGGGCGCUCGUCGUCUCCGUGGAGUACCGCCUCGCGCCGGAGCACCCCUUGCCCGCGGCGUUCGCCGACGGGUGGGCCGCGCUCCGGUGGGCGGCGUCGCUCGCCGACCCCUGGGUGGCGCGCUACGCGGACCCCACGCGGCUGUUCCUCGCCGGCGAGAGCGCCGGCGCCACCAUCGCGCACAACGUGGCCGCGCGGGCCGCCGGCCCCGACGGCGACGACGUCGACAUCGAGGGCGUGGCGCUGCUGCAGCCAUGCUUCUGGGGCGCGCGGUGGCUGCCGUCGGAGGAGGCGGCGGCGGCCGGCUGGCGCGACGAUGAGCCGCCGAUGCUCGCGCCGGGCAGGCUGGACGCGCUCUGGCCGUACGUGACGGGCGGCGCCGCCGGCAACGACGACCCGCGGAUCGACCCCCCCGCCGAGGACGUGUCGUCGCUUCCAUGCCGCCGCGCGCUGGUCGCCGUCGCCGAGAAGGACGUCCUGAGUGAGCGCGGCCGCCGGUACGCCGCCCAGCUUCGCGGCGGCGGGCGCGAGGUGACGCUGGUGGAGUCGGAGGGCGAGGACCACUGCUUCCACCUGUACCGGCCGGCGCGCCCCAGCGCCGUGGAGCUCAUGGACCGCGUCGCGCAGUUCAUCUCGCCGGCGAGCAGCUGCCUGCAGGCGGAGGAGCUCCAUCUCCAUGGCCGCCACCGCACGCUGUGUCAUGGCAACGCGACGGCUGCGGCGGCAACACGAUCAGGUGCACCGAGACGUCAGCUCGUCGUGUCAGGGGGACCUACUACUGCUAAGUUAGGCAGGCCAAAAACGAAAGUUUGUGGCGGGCCUGCUUGUAAGGCCCAAACUGCUCUGUGCUUGGGCCCACGAGGAAUGGGGAAGGCCCAGCGUCAUGGAUUUGUGGGCAUGGGUGGCCCAAUGCCAAGUGGGACCAACAAAUAUUCCGUUUCGUCAGCUGCUCUACGGGUGCUGUGCUGAAGGCAGAAUCAACUUGUCCUCCAUGCAGGUGCUGAAGAGACUGAUAAUACAUUUAUUUAUUACAGGACUAUUUUGUUAAAUGAUAAGGCUUUAUAUAUCAAUCUAAAUGUAAAUCUAUUGUA
Messenger RNA from Oryza sativa Japonica Group (Japanese rice), 1469 nucleotides. Its product is annotated as probable carboxylesterase 2. The record is from RefSeq and is a predicted model, not a curated record. NCBI's taxonomy places the organism in Eukaryota, Viridiplantae, Streptophyta, Magnoliopsida, Poales, Poaceae. Gene Ontology annotation, molecular function: hydrolase activity.